GUUAGAUGAAACCUUUUCCCUACCCCACACCCCGCCCCCCAAGCCCCAGUCCCCACCCCUAGAGGACAGUGGAACUGAGACACGAAGGAAGAACCAACCGUGUGGACAGAAAAGUCAUGUCUGACUCCCUGGUGGUGUGCGAGGUGGACCCAGAGCUAAAGGAAAAGCUGAGGAAAUUCCGCUUCCGAAAAGAGACAGACAAUGCAGCCAUAAUCAUGAAGGUGGACAAAGACCGGCAGAUGGUGGUGCUGGAGGAAGAAUUUCAGAACAUUUCUCCAGAGGAACUAAAAACAGAGUUGCCAGAGAGACAGCCCAGGUUCGUGGUUUACAGCUACAAGUACGUGCAUGCAGACGGCCGGGUGUCCUAUCCCUUGUGUUUCAUCUUCUCCAGCCCUGUGGGCUGCAAACCCGAACAACAGAUGAUGUAUGCGGGGAGUAAGAACAGACUGGUGCAGACAGCAGAGCUCACGAAGGUGUUUGAAAUCCGCACCACUGAAGAUCUCACAGAGACCUGGCUCCAGGAGAAGCUGGCUUUCUUUCGUUGACCUAUGGAUUGGGGACCUGAAUUCCUGAUGUCUGGGUCCUCAGAAGAACUGGGGACUUGUAUCCCUAGGGCCUGAAUGUCUGAAACCCUAGAGGAAUUAAAUGCCAAAACUCAGA
Condylura cristata (star-nosed mole) is the source of this 660-nucleotide messenger RNA. RefSeq names its product glia maturation factor, gamma (gene GMFG). Gene Ontology annotation, biological process: actin filament debranching; negative regulation of Arp2/3 complex-mediated actin nucleation. Gene Ontology annotation, molecular function: actin binding; Arp2/3 complex binding. NCBI's taxonomy places the organism in Eukaryota, Metazoa, Chordata, Mammalia, Eulipotyphla, Talpidae. The transcript is spliced from 7 exons. Bases 117 to 545 code for a protein of 142 amino acids. The record is from RefSeq and is a predicted model, not a curated record. Gene Ontology annotation, cellular component: actin cortical patch.